Messenger RNA from Monosiga brevicollis MX1, 1826 nucleotides. RefSeq lists its product as uncharacterized. Lineage: Eukaryota; Choanoflagellata; Craspedida; Salpingoecidae. The coding region runs from base 245 to 1576 and encodes 443 amino acids. The transcript has a single exon. The record is from RefSeq and is a predicted model, not a curated record.
CCCUGACUGCCUUUUUCCCCCCACACGCCUUGACCAGUCUUAGAGCAGAGCUUGGGAGCACGGCAUGAGUUGGCAUCACCUUUGGCGGCGCGGCUGCAGCAGCAAGCCGUGCCGUCAAAAAGCCCACCCGGAGCGCAGCGAGACUACCUCUGCUUCUGCCCCGCAAGGUCCGCAUUGACUCUGCAGCGAGAAUUCUGUUCCUCAUCGAAACGACGAAACUACACGUGGCUUGCAAACCGCCGCCAUGCAGCCAACUCCGCCGUCCACCGACUCCACGCCCCGCUCUGCCGAGCACAUCGUCUCUGUGCUCGGGCACGACCUCGAUCAAACCAUGAUCGAGGAGACGAAUACCUUUGAGCGCGGCUCUCCUGCAUCUGCCCCAGCAGAGUGGCUCAACAUUGAUGCCCCAGUCCCACUUGCUCACACCACCACGGCCAUCAACGCGUCGGUACCAGCCCUGGGCGACGCCGCAAACGAAGACUACGACAAUCUCUCGGCCCACCCCAGCCAGCUGACCAGCCUACGCCAGACCUGGCGCGAAGCCCGCAUGCGACGAUUGAUGCGCGAGGCCGACCUGUGGGGCUCCACGCUCGAUCUGCCCCGACCCGACUUUGUCGGCAAUGCUCAUGCUCACAAGGGCGUCGUUCACACCAUGCUCAUCAUGGGCCGGACCAUGCGCCAUCUCCGCGUCUUCAACAGCUGGCGGGGCCUCUGGCGCAGCGUGGGUCGAUACUACAACGACCUGAACGUGUGGGGUGGUUGGCUUUUUGUGCUUGGAGGGCUGCUCUACUUUUUAGGCCCCCUAUUGCUCAUGCAAGAGGUCAUUGAUCACGAUGGUGCCGUCUACGUCUCGGUGGCCGGCGUUGUUGCCUUUCUCCUGGCCAAGCUCUUUGUCGAAGCCCGCGCCAUUUACUCUACCCUCUGGGACCGACCCAGUCGACGGCCCGGGUCGGCAUACCACACGGGCGUUCUCUCACUCACAUUGGGAGGGCUUUUCUUGCUUGCCUAUGCAAUUUUUUAUCUGCAGCGCCACCCGGUCGCCGCCUCGUGGAACUGGUUUUGCUCCUGCGCUUGGUUUCUCAUUGGCACCUUCAUCUUCCUGGUGGACUCGGCCGACCACUUUCAGCGGCCCCUCUGGACCCGCAUUGUCAACAGCUAUUUCUGGGGUUCACUGGCGCUUUUUAUUGGCUCCGUCUUUUACAUGAUUUCGGGGACUUGCAACUUGAACGGCAUUCGCGAUUUGCAAGCCCCCAUCCAAGGCGAUCCUUUUGCUCGACGGGAUGUCUGCUCCGAGUCGCUCGUGAUUUGGUUUGACUUGCUCGGCGGUUUCUUCUAUUUUGUCGGCGCCAUCCUCUUCCUAGUCUUUGCCUACGGUGAGCUGUGGGAUGCUGAGCAGGGCGUGGACCCCCGCUGCAUCACCCGGUCAGGCGAGGGCGCGCCGCACCCCUUCCGCCCCCGCGAGGGGACGAGCGGUGAGCCCGCCGAUCCCCAGCCGGACACGGAACGCUUCGUGCCUGUGUCUGCCGCUGCCGAAGCUGGUCUGAUCGGCACCAAGCGUCUCGUCACCUGCGUGUAAAGCUUCAAGCCAUUUCCUGUGAAGAUUAUUCAUCUUCCCCAUCUCUGCUCUUGAUUUCUCUUGUUUUUUGCUUUUGCUGUUGCUUUUCCUCUUUUGCCAGGAGAGCUGUUGUUGCUUUACUGCUGUACUUUGUUUUUCCCGGGCACGUUGCUCAAUUCCCUUAUCAUUUGAAACACGAAAAAAAAAAAAAAAAUGCUCAUUGUGAGAGUGUGCUGUCUCGACCACUCCUUGUCCAAUCGAUUUCAACAGG